GGCCAUCACAUAUCACCAGUGUGUGACGAUGAGCGUCGGGAGGUCGGUGUAUUCGAUCAGAUCUGGAUAUUUACUGACAGGAUGGCGACGUUUUCCCGUGAGCAGGCCCGUCAGCAGUAGUAGAUCCGUGUUAGGUCGUAGACUCUGCAGCAGUGUCACAGGAACGAACAGUCCAGAGAAGAUGGCAGCCAAUAUUCCUGAUCCCGAUGUGAUGUUCAGGUCUGAUGAGGAGAAGACAUUCCAAUACCAGGAUAGCCUCCCUUCACUUCCUGUCCCAGACCUCAAACACACACUCAAGAAAUACCUUGAUUCAGUGAAGCCCCAUGUGACACCUGACGAGUACACACGUACCGAGUCCAUUGUCCGCCAGUUUGAAUCCGGAGUAGGCCAGGAACUUCAACAGAAACUAAUAACCAAGGCUAAAUACUCCAGAAACUGGCUGGAGAAAUGGUGGGAGGAUGUGGCGUAUUUUGAGGGGCGUUAUCCCAUGGCCCCUCUCAUUAACCUUGCUGGACUGUUUCCCUAUUCGUACCACUGUUACCCUGCCAAGCCUGGCACACAGGUAGAACGGGCUGGCAUGAUCCUUCACUACACGCUGAAGUUCUGGGAAAUCAUUAGAAAAGAGAAGCUGAGAGCGGAGAAGGACAACAAAGGGAACCAACUCUGUAUGUCGCAGUUCAGGAAGGCAUUUAACACCUGUCGGGUACCUGGGAUAAACAAGGAUAAACUCUUGUCUUACUUCCUGACAGAGUCAGAAGGGAUCUCGCCCGGACAUAUCUCAGUGAUGUGUAGGGGGCGUAUAUAUGUGUUUGACGGGCAGGAUGCGAAUGGUGAAAUUCUGACUCCACCUGAAAUUCAGUCCCAACUACAAAGGAUCAGAGACAUCUGUGAUUUUCAGCCAGAAGGAUUAGGAAUAGGAGCUGUAACAGGGGAUGAGCGCACACAAUGGGCACAGACGAGAAAUCAGCUAAUCGCUCUUGAUCCCAAAAACUACGCCAAUCUGGAACUUAUCCAAUCAAGUAUCAUCAAUGUUGUCCUUGAUGACAGCCAACCGAAGGACAACUCUGAAAUGUUCCAGGUCACACUCGCAGGCAACCCUGUCAAUCGCUGGUUUGACAAGAGUAACACGUUUGUAUUCUAUGCAAAUGGCCUCGGAGCAGCAAACUGUGAUCAUGCCCCCUGUGAUGGUAUGAUGUUUGUCACCAUGCUGCUGUAUACCGACCUUAACCUCAUGCGUUGUAAAGGGCAAUGGAAGGGAACUAGGGAGAUUCGAGAACAGACACAUCCUGUGGAGCUAGAAUUCAACGUAAACCAAGAUAUUGUGGCAGCUAUAGAGCGGGCAAAACAGGUCUUUAAGACAUCAGCUGACAACCUGUUCUGUAUCACCCGUGAAUACACACGAUAUGGUAAAACAUUCCUGAGGUCAAAGAACCUUCAUCCCAGCACUCACAUGCAGAUGGCACUUCAGUACACCUACUAUAAGAUGUACAAAAAACCAGCUCCUACAUAUGAGACAGCAACAAUCCGACGUUUCUACCAUGCACGGACAGAGACAUUGAGGUCCUGUACACAGGAGGCACUGGACUGGAGCAAAGCGAUGCUUGACCCUGCAGUGACGGACGAGAUGCGAUUGCAGCUGUACAUGGUCGCGGCUAACAAGCACAACCUCCUUAUGGCUGAAGCUACUAACCUAAAAGGUUGUGACCGUCACCUGCUGGGUUUAUCCUGUUUGGCCAAAGAAGAGUCUCUCCCAGUACCAGACCUCUAUCAGGACCCUGCUUUCACCAAAAGUGGAGGCGGUGGUAACUUUGUUCUGUCCACAAGCUUUGCGGGAUACACAGCGUCAUCGGGAGCUGUGGCCCCCAUGUUGGAACAUGGAUAUGGGAUUUUCUACAGGAUUGAACCUCAGCGAAUAGUGCCCAUCAUUUCAAAGUGGAAGUCCAGCCCUGAUACGGAUGCUGUUACGUUCUGCGAGAUGCUGUUCCAAAGUCUGGAUGAGAUGGGAGACAUGUUACCUGCAUCUCAGGCGAGACUGUAGCACAAACAGCAGGAGUGGGAUGUGUAAACAGACAAAAAUAGAAACAUUCCUAACGAGAAAAAGACAUAGUAGCUGAUUUCUAACAGUUGUAUUGCUGAGAGCUUCUGCAGAGCUUAGCAACAGCUUCCCACAGUUGUAACAGUGUUUCUAUUGAGCAUUUAUUCACUCAGGUCAUAUAUGAUGUACAAGUAGGAUGCGUGGCUUUGUGAUGGUUGACAAAAAACUGUUCAAGAAAAAUGAUUUGUGAUAAAUAAAAUAUUGUCUGAUUUUAUGUUAUAAAUUUACUUGAAAUUGAUGGGAUAUCAUUUUACUAUUAAGCACUCUAAUAAUGAACAUGAACUGAAACAGUCAAACCUUUAUAAAGAGAGCAUCCUCUUUAAGUAAAAAAACAGUCUCUUAAUGGGGGUGGUCUCUUAACACAGGUUAAAAUCACCAUAAUAUUACUGCAAUGAGAAAGAUUGCAAUAGUCUGAAAACUUAUUCACCCCUGAAAUUGCAUAAUGAACUAUUCCAACCUUUGAAUUGGAAGAGUUUAAAUGUGUCUUCAGGGGUGAAUGAGUUAAUGGAGGUAGCUGCAUAAGCAGGUUUGAAUUUUACCUUUAGUUAAUAAAAUUUUAAGAUUAUAUCCAUCCAAUAGCUCACACACAUAAGGUUAUGAUAUAACAAAUUAAAUAAUCAGUAAUGCUGCAACGUAUACAAUUUUAAUUUCCAUAAAUCUUAUUCGCACAGAUAGAACAGUAUACUGAGGGCCUUUGCUGGUUCUCUAUAUACUGUGAAAUCAAUGUUUUUUGUGGAGUUUUUAUUACUUUGAUUUCGUGGGUAAUAUUCAUCCAUGAAUUCAUAAGUCCACAAAGUAAUCACAAGUUUGACAUGCAAUUCUCCAUUUGAGUGGGAACUAAUGUUAAAUCAAUUAGUGGACUAACGAUUAAUGUUUUAGUGCCAAGAUUAAUGUUUUUGUGCCAAGAAGAUGUUAACUCAGCAUGUUUAUGUCAUGUAACUUGGACCCAUAUUCAUGAAACCGUUCUCACGCUCAAACUCGUAUUCUGUACUCAAGUGCAAUUUCCUGUUCCCAAAAACAAUUCAUAAAAAUUCACAUUUUGACAGUGAACUGGAAGAAUAAUGGAGAUUAAAAGCCAAAAAACUGUUUACAUUUGACCUUUCACUGUACUACAUGAUUUAAGCAAGUAACGAGAAAGUUGGCUCAGGUAAAAAUCAAUGUUUGAGCAUAAUUACAGUUUCAUGAACACAGGGCCAGAUCUUUUCGCAGAAUUAUUUGUGAACUUGAUUGAAUCUUUAAAUGUAUCCUAUCUCACUGAAUGGUAGUAUGCUUUAAGUAAUUUACGUUAUUUUCUACAAUUUGUCAUUUAACUUCUAUUGCACAUGUCGUUAUUAGUGAUAUUUUAUGAUAUAUCUUUAUAAUCAACUUUGUACUUGGACUCUCAGGUCCAUGGAAUUAAAAUAAACAAGUUAGUGAUCAUGAAUUCCUACAAAUCUCUUUGUUUUUUGGGACAUUAUGACAGCGUAACAUGUUUAAGGAGAGAGAGAGAGAGAGAGAGAGAGAGAGAGAGAGAGAGCAGCAAGUAAGGUUUAUAGGUAAUGGUGUCCUUACUGUUGGUAUCAUAUUUAUUCAAGGAAUAAAAUGUGCGCACUUUGCAUAAAUCUGUGAAUUUCUUUAUGCACAAAAGUGAACACAUUUUUUUCGGGAUAUGCUGUAUAAUGCCACAAAUAAUCAUGGCUAUCCAUUGUAAUUUAAUUUAAAAAGUCAGACAACACUUUUUACUUCAUAGUUAAUGAAUAUUCAUUCAUUUCUGAUAAAAAAAUAAUAAUAUUAAUUUUGCACGAACCACAACAUUGUACAGUAAAUUUCAUCGCCAAGCAACUUCAACCAAUCAGAAUGUAUAAUUAAAAAUAACGCUCCAAACAAAUUGGUAUACGACGUCAUCACUUUUCAGGUUGUCUGUUUUUUAGGUUAUAACAAACCUGAAAAAGUCUAGCAUUGGGGGAAUAGCCAAAAUGAAAUUAUUUAACAUACCACAAAACAGGUCUAUGAAAUAGACCCAAACAAAUUGAAUUUAGGCCCCCUUUUCCAAAAUAGAAAAAUCACACACAAAAAGUUGUAAAACAAUUACAUGUACAUUAAUUUUGUGUUCCAUUUCAAAAUUCAUCAACCAAUGAGUUUGUAGUUUCAAAAUGAUUUAGCAGUUAAGCUGUUAAGGCUGGUAAGAAUUCUAAGGAGUGUUGUAUUUUGUAAAAUUUUACCUGAUCUGCCCGAACGGCAUGUGACUCUGCGUCAUGAUGCAACAGACAUGAUAUUGAUUCAUCCAUUGUCAACUUCUCCUCAAAAAUGCUACUUCUCCAGAACAGCUGGGUGAAUUUUCAUUAAUAUUAGUCUGGAACACCGUUGUACAAAUGGAGAGAAUUGGCUAAGUUUAAUGAUGAUGAGCAAAAUCAGUGCAUAAUUAAUUAGCAUACUGUGCUCUGAUUGGUCAACAGCCACACUGACAUUUCUGCAAGAUAAAUAAUUUAAAAAUUGUCUUGAUGAAAGUUGGUAAGCAUGUACUCUACACAAAGACUUAAAAGGCUAAGUUUGAAGUUGUGCAAAAUUGGUGCAAAAUUGAUAAGUAUACUGUGCUCGGAUUGGGUAGCAGUUCCUGCACAAUAACUUGGUUUAUUAUGUUUGGAUCUACGAUAAUC
Messenger RNA from Mizuhopecten yessoensis (Yesso scallop), 4731 nucleotides. Its product is annotated as peroxisomal carnitine O-octanoyltransferase-like. Gene Ontology annotation, cellular component: peroxisome. Bases 29 to 2038 code for a protein of 669 amino acids. The transcript is spliced from 16 exons. The record is from RefSeq and is a predicted model, not a curated record. Lineage: Eukaryota; Metazoa; Mollusca; Bivalvia; Pectinida; Pectinidae. Gene Ontology annotation, molecular function: carnitine O-octanoyltransferase activity.